Messenger RNA from Aspergillus pseudoviridinutans, 1029 nucleotides. RefSeq lists its product as uncharacterized. The record is from RefSeq and is a predicted model, not a curated record. Lineage: Eukaryota; Fungi; Ascomycota; Eurotiomycetes; Eurotiales; Aspergillaceae. The transcript is spliced from 3 exons. The coding region runs from base 1 to 1029 and encodes 342 amino acids.
AUGUUUUUGUUUCGCAAGAACAAGAAGGACGCGGAGGAGGAAACGCCCAAGUGCGAACGGAAAUUCAAAUCGGCCCACAAACGAUGGAAGAACGACUGGUGCUGGGACGAGCCAAAAACGCGAGGAACGAAGCAGCGGAUCAACGUCCAGAACAACCAGGUCAACCCCUUUCUGGAGCAAGAGGCACGCGGUUUCGCUAUCCUCCAGCGGCGGCAUCGUUUGAUGCAAUUACUGGGAGACGAGGAGGAUCCAGCUGUCACGGAGAAGUGUCCCCCUGGUUAUAUCACCCAGACGCAGCGAGAGCUCUUCCAAAAGGCCGUCCAGGACCUCAUGGUCGACUACUGGAAGAAUGCAGCCGCAUUGCGAAAGAUGCAGGAGUCGUGGAAACGUGAAUAUGAAUUGGACAAGCUGCAGCUGCUCCGUGCACAUAAAGACCGCCAUGGCCGGCUUUAUGCCUGGGCGAUCAAGAAGAAGUCCACGGCGUCUAUGGACAUUGUACCGAGGAGUGUGCCUGUUGUAUCAGGAGUGGUCGUCGUCGACCUCCCCAUCCGCACCUUCCUCCAGCACCUGAUGAGGUAUGCUUGGAUCGUCCCGGUGCUCUUCCUAGCCUGGUUCGUCUGCAAGGCUCUUGGGAGGGUCUUCGACCAGGUUGCUGACGAGGUCGGCAGCCGGUUGAGACCCUUAGUCAGGGAUUGGCAGCCCCCGGUGUUCAAGUGGACGCCGCCUGCAGUGGUGAAGUCGCUUGGGAACUGGGUGCUGUCAAUCCUCCUAUGGCCGGGAUUCUCGUGCAGUAGGCCCACCCCCGGCGAUGAAGAAAGUCAAACCGCAGAUAGCGGUGACGGGGGCCGUGGCGAGCCUGCACCUCCCGGCCAGACAACUUCGACCCCAGGAGCCCCGCGGACGAGCCAGCCCGACACUGGAGGGGGAGUCGGCGAUCUGAAUGGAGUAGUCAACGCGGCCGGGAUCGUGGGCAGCGCUGCCGGCGACGAUCCCUCCAGUGGUCAAACUAGUGAAGAGGCCGGGACGUGA